Messenger RNA from Laetiporus sulphureus 93-53, 1315 nucleotides. RefSeq lists its product as uncharacterized. Lineage: Eukaryota; Fungi; Basidiomycota; Agaricomycetes; Polyporales; Laetiporaceae. The record is from RefSeq and is a predicted model, not a curated record. The transcript is spliced from 4 exons. The coding region runs from base 246 to 1196 and encodes 316 amino acids.
GCUCUCUCUACCUGUUGUUUUGUGUGAGGGAAAUAAUACAAGAACAAUACCGUUGAUGAACUUAAUUGAAAGAGGUUAGACUUUGCAGUCUUCUUGCGCCUUCUGCCAAAUUUGAGAUGUCCGGUCGGACAUGAAUAUUUCGACUUCGCCUUCUGAUCCCGGGCAACAAAGUCAGCCAUUGAUCUCCUAGUCGUCCAUGGGCCUCCUGCAGCCAGCUGAUACCAGAACUCCCACCACCUGCUCCAAUGUGUCUAACGUUUGUCCCCGUCGAACUCCUGCUCGAUAUCCUCUCCCUCGCGCUGCAGGGCCAUCCGCGGCCCACCGACGUGCUUUGCGUCGACAAGUCGUUCGCAGAGCUUGGCCAGCGCAUCCUGCAUUCCGAUCUCCGUUUCCGGACUGUGCGCCAACUCAUACGGUUUUCCGAAGAGCGCGCCGUGCUAGCGUGCCCUCCUAAGACGCUGACCAUCUCCUUGUCUGGAGGAGCCGCCAGCUUCGAUGUGUUCCUGCAUCUCGCAGUCGCGCUGCGGCGGUGUCGGAUGACGCUGACGAUGCUCGAGCAGCAAGAGGGUCCCCACGACCAGACCGCUCAGCAGCAAACGCAGGUCCCGCUCGACCUGCUAUCUCUAUGUCUGCACUCGCACACGCGCAACCCAAGCCUCGAGCACAUCUACGAAGCUCUGUCUAUGGCGAACCCAAAGACGUUCGUGUGGACGGGCCCUGAUCCAGCCCACCACUUCUCUACCGCUAUUGUGCCCGCCGCGACGUUCUACCUGUUCCGCGCCAUUCGCACCUGGAGCGACAUCACACACAUCACGCUCACCAACCUGGCGUUUCCCUCGGACGAUCUCGGUCUGCACGCGCCGCUUGCGCGCAAUGUGCCGCUGUUGCCCGUCAUCCCGAGUCUGCGAACGCUGUCCAUCGGCCAGGCGACGCUCCUUCCACCCAGCUCGAUCGCCGCAAUGAUCUGCCUCCCGGGCCAGGACCACCUCGAGAACAUACGGCUCGUGGACGCCUAUAGCGAGAGCAUAUGGGGCCCGCGGAUAAGGAGGAGAGAUGUCGAGAGAGCAGCGGUGGCACUGAAGAAAGCUGCAUCAGAAGAGGUCAUUGCGAAGGUGAGAAGGCUGGUCAGGUGCGAGGCGAAGACGGAGAGAAUCAUGGGAGGCGACCGUGUCGAAGGCACGCUGGUCCUUGACUGACGAUGAUAACGAUAACGACGACGAUGAUUGCACGAUGAGAUGCCCAGGACGUUUUAAAAUUCCAGUGCCGACUGCCCUAGGACGUUUGCGGUGACUCACCUCACAUCUGCCCGUGCGCC